Molecule: messenger RNA, 1648 nt
Organism: Scomber japonicus (chub mackerel)
Lineage: Eukaryota; Metazoa; Chordata; Actinopteri; Scombriformes; Scombridae
Gene: rcn3
Product: reticulocalbin 3, EF-hand calcium binding domain
Exons: 8
Coding region: 28-1059 (343 amino acids)
Cellular component (GO): endoplasmic reticulum
Molecular function (GO): calcium ion binding
Source: RefSeq, a predicted model, not a curated record
CAUGAUAGUGGUAUUUAUUGGCGCAGAAUGCCAACGCGGCCUGUGUUAGAGCUGCUAUACGCAAGCUGGACAGGGAGGUGUAAAAGAAACUGCAGAAAAAGUGCUAUGAUGCUCCUGAAGUCACUAGCAUCCCUGUGCAUUUUGGCUGCUGUCGCCUUUGCUGUCCCUGCUCAGGAGAAGCGCAUCCAUCACCAUGGUGAUCUGAGUGACCAUGCCCAUGAUGAUGCUCACGGCUUCCAGUACGACCAUGAAGCCUUCCUUGGCAAGGAGGAGGCAAAGACCUUUGACCAGCUGACCCCUGAGGAGAGCAAAGACAGAUUGGCGAAGAUUGUGGAUCGCAUUGACACUGACAAGGAUGGCUACAUCAGCCAUACAGAGCUACAUUACUGGAUCAAGCACCGACAGAGGAGGUACAUCGAGGAGAACGUGAACAAACACUGGAAGGAUUAUGACAUGAACAAAGAUGGCAAGAUAGGCUGGGAGGAGUACAAAAACACCACCUACGGUUUCUAUCUAGAUGAGGAGUUUGAUGAUGUUGAAGACAAGGCCACCUAUAAGUCCAUGCUCACCCGGGAUGAAAGGCGCUUUAAGACUGCUGACCGAGACGGCGAUGGUAUUGCUACACGUGAAGAGUUCACUGCCUUUCUUCACCCAGAGGAGUUUGAUUACAUGAAAGACCUGGUAAUACAGGAAACUGUGGAGGACAUUGAUAAGGACGGUGAUGGGAAGGUCAAUCUAGAUGAAUACAUUGGUGACAUGUACACACCAGAGAAAGGGGAGAGAGAGCCUGACUGGGUCCAUACAGAGAGGAAACAUUUUUCAGAGUUCAGAGAUGCCAACAAGGAUGGUUACCUGGAUGCUGGUGAGGUGGCCCACUGGAUUUUGCCUGGAGAGGUUGACCAUGCUGACAAUGAGGCCAAACACUUGAUACAUGAGACAGACACUGACAAGGACGAGAAAAUUACCAAAAAGGAAAUUCUGGCCAACUGGAACAUGUUUGUGGGCAGCCAGGCAACCAAUUACGGUGAAGAUUUAACCAAGAAACAUGAUGAACUUUGAUUUCAAGAGGACCCCCUUUGGGUUUAUUUUUCAUUAUGUUGAUUACAGUUACAAUGUGUUCAGGGUGGGGGUAAAGUGGGGUGGAACUUUCUGACUGUGGUUUAUACUGUAAUCAAGGGUAUAAUCAUGUACCUUUGUCCACACUUGCAUAUACACAGAAACUAAUCCAUUCAAAUACAGCAUACAGUCACAUACUGUGUAUGUGAAUACAGAUGAUAGUGAUUAUCCUAUACAAACAGAUGUGUCCUUUUUGGUUUAUCUACGUGUGCAUUUGAUUUUGAAAUGGCAACUUAUAGUUAACAUAUUGCUGUCCGUAUAUUUCCAAAAUCUGUCCAAUAUGCACUGACACUUUCUAUUGGCCUAGAUGUUAGAAAGUUUUUUCAGCGCACAGGGAUACAUUGUUCUUAUAUGAAUAAUAUCAGGAGACACAGAAUUUUAUCAGAGACAAAUAUGAUGGGGUAUGCCAGGGGUCAUGUGAAGAGUUAUGUAAAGCACACAAAGCAGCAAGGGUAAGACCUGAGUUGUUGAUUAAAGGGGUGUUUACUGUUGUGUUUGUCUAAUAAAUAAAGUCUUAUUGCUUUUUCUAUAA